ACAGCACCCCUUUUUCGGAAACACGUCAGUCGGCAGCCGUCAAAUUGCCAUUUUCUUUGGUCGGCGACAAUGGCAUCCAUGACACCCUUACCACGCACGGUCUCGGUCCCUCUUGUCGCAGCGGUCGCUGGCGCGUGGUACUGGGCGCACCCACCGAGCGUGCAGUGGGCCUCCUUCUUUGCCGCCGCGGGCUUCUCGUGCAUCGAGUUCUCAUGGUAUGCGACGACAACCGAGGCGGCCAACGGCGACCUCUCGUUCACGCCGUUCGCCGCGACCUGCCGCCCGGGACACACGACUUGGGCGCAGUUCUGGGCCAACGUGCUGUAUACGCCGCUGCUGCUUUUCACGUACCGCGCGUGGCUGCCGUCGGCCUUUCUGCGCGUCGUUCUCUUCCCGCUCAACAUUUGGCUCCUUGAAAUCGUCGAGGGCUACGGCCUCAUGCUCGUCUUUGGCCGCAACAUUGCCUGGACGUACAACACGCCGGACGCCUACUUUCACAACAAUAUCCGCACAGGCUUUGCGGGUCUCUGGUUCCUGCUCGGCCUCGCGCUCGAGGUCGUUGGCUACACGCUCGUGGAUGGGCUCGGCGGUGCGGCCGCGCAAGCGCUGCCCAUCGAGGUGGCUGUCGCUGGCGCCGGUCUGCUCCAUGCUGCGCGGUAUUACCACCGCUAAGAUACACCCGCGUCCCACCACGCUAGUCAGAG
Saprolegnia parasitica CBS 223.65 is the source of this 704-nucleotide messenger RNA. RefSeq lists its product as hypothetical. The transcript is spliced from 2 exons. The record is from RefSeq and is a predicted model, not a curated record. The coding region runs from base 70 to 672 and encodes 200 amino acids. NCBI's taxonomy places the organism in Eukaryota, Oomycota, Saprolegniomycetes, Saprolegniales, Saprolegniaceae.